AUGUCGUCCUCGAUUAUGACGCCGGUUAAGGCCACUCCCGUCAAGCAAACCACGGCACCACCAGCGGUCUCAGAUAGUCCCGGCAACUGGAAACACCCCCGCCUCGCCGAGAUCACACGGCGGCAGAGUCAGAAUGUCUUUUCGGAGAAGAACAUUAGGAAGAUGGUCUAUAAUGCCGUGGCACUAGUCGGCAUUGGACUAGUGCGGCAAGUGGUGUUGCCCUUUGUGCCAUCCUGGUUAAUCACACCCCUAUGGAGGCAGUACAGCAGCUGGAUCACUGCGACACUAAUCCUUGUGCCAUUAAUCAACAUCGUCAUGGCGCUGCUGCCAUUGUACCGGCCCCAGGACGACCUCUCCGACAUCCCCCUCACCCCCGCCCAGCGGAAGCUACUCGGGCUUCCGCCGAGCUCGAGGCCGGAAACACCAAACUCGGUCUACAGCACACCCCCGCGAUACUCGCGGACCCCAUCGCUUGCCGGGUCGCCCGCCAGCAUCAAGAGCUACGCGAGCUCGCCGCUCUCGAACUUUGCCAGCCCGAGUCCUGGGCAGUACUCGUCGCCCCGGUUUGGGACCUCGCCAUCGAAGCUGAACGCGCCGCAGUACUCGCCCUCAAAUGUCAGCCCUCUGCGGCAUAAGGCGAUAGGAGGGAGAACAACGUCAUUCGGGUCCACCAGCCCGCUCAACGCGAGCACCGCAUCGAGUGCGUUUGGCGAGGGACCUGCGACACCGACGCCGGCGACGGGGAAGCGGUCGACUGUGGGCCUGAACAAUAAGUGGCUGUAUGAAAAGGGGAGGAGAAGUUCAGGAAAUAGCUGGCUGCACGCAUAA
Messenger RNA from Chaetomium globosum CBS 148.51, 828 nucleotides. RefSeq lists its product as uncharacterized. Gene Ontology annotation, cellular component: nuclear outer membrane; nuclear pore transmembrane ring. The transcript is spliced from 2 exons. Lineage: Eukaryota; Fungi; Ascomycota; Sordariomycetes; Sordariales; Chaetomiaceae. The record is from RefSeq and is a predicted model, not a curated record. Gene Ontology annotation, biological process: protein import into nucleus; spindle pole body duplication. The coding region runs from base 1 to 828 and encodes 275 amino acids.